This is a messenger RNA of Saccharomyces paradoxus, 1743 nucleotides long. It is a transcript of the gene MNT4, whose product is annotated as putative alpha-1,3-mannosyltransferase. Gene Ontology annotation, molecular function: alpha-1,3-mannosyltransferase activity. NCBI's taxonomy places the organism in Eukaryota, Fungi, Ascomycota, Saccharomycetes, Saccharomycetales, Saccharomycetaceae. Gene Ontology annotation, cellular component: Golgi apparatus. Gene Ontology annotation, biological process: protein O-linked glycosylation. The record is from RefSeq and is a predicted model, not a curated record. The transcript has a single exon. Bases 1 to 1743 code for a protein of 580 amino acids.
AUGGUAUUGCGCAUACGAAGAACUAAGAAGUUGGCGCUAUUAAUCUUCACAUCAUUGUUAUUUCUCAUUGUUCUAUUUAGGGUCUACCCACAAUAUUCGUUUUCCGACCAUUUCGAAACACACAGAAAAGAUGAUCCUUCUGGCAAUGUGCACUGCCUUUCUAGAGUGCUUCAACUAGGAGGAUAUGAAAAGCCAGGGUUAACAAGUGGAUUCUACGAACCAAAUAGGUGGAAAUCUUUUAUAUCUUACAUGACUGGAGGUCGCAAGGAUGUGAAAACUGUGUCCCAAUCGUUAUCCAAUUUGGAUUUGUAUCAAAAAUGCUCCAAAGAAACCCACGUUGAUCAGGAUGUUCCUCUUCUUCGUAGGGUAGAAAGCAAGUUGUUCCCUUAUGUAAACUUCACAGCUCUGAAUAAUGAAGAAUCUCAAGAUUUUUGGCCUGUUCAUACUCGAUUUGAUGGAACGACGUUCCGUGGACGGGUGUUACAAUUUUCCUCUGAAAACAAUUCGUUCAUUGGAACUUCACCCAUUGAAUUCAAGGUCAGCGAACCUUUUUGGGAGAACUGGUUGAAUUCAGCUCUCCAAAGAAAUUCAAAAGGUCUGGUAAUGAGCGUAUCGGAUUAUCUGGUGGCUGAUACGAUUCGACUAAUAAGAGUUUUACGGCUGUUAAAUAAUUCUCUUCCGAUUGAAAUUGUUCACAAGUCGGAUUUACAUGAGAGUUCUCAACAGCUCUUGAUAGCAUCCGCCAGAGAAUCUGGGUCCUUGAAUUAUCCCCCUCAGGAAUUAUGGUUUCUGGACGUGAAGGACAUGUUAAAUGACGAAUAUAUAGCAAAGUUCAAGCGAUUUUCGAAUAAAUGGCUAGCAAUUACCUUUUCCUCAUUUCAAAUACCAAUCUUUUUAGAUUCAGAUACUGUGCCAUUUGUCCCACUAGAUACACUAUAUGAAAUGGACGAGUUUAAAAGAACUGGCACACUUUUUUUUAAAGACAGGAGUUUUCCAACUUCCAAGUUGAGCUCUCUCCAGGUUAGAGUUUUGAAGCAGAUAAUUAAUAAUAGUCUGGGUAUAUCUUCAGAUUCGAAACAAGGUUUUGAAAUUCUAAAAAAAAAUCUAAACGACGAGAUGGCAACUGAUGCCAUAGAAAGCCUGAUUCUCAAGAAACAAAAGCAUUACAUGGAUAGCGGCUUACUAAUAUUCGACAAGCAAAAACAUUUUUUUUGUCUACCAAUCGCAAUAAUGCUGCAGUUCUCGCCCAUCCAAGAAUAUUUCCAUGGUGAUAAAGAAUGGUUUUGGCUUAGUUUGUUCAUAUUUAAAAAAGAGUUUACUUUUUAUCCAGUAGAGGCCUCAAAUGUGGGGGAAGUAGAGGAACUGAGGACUCCAGAAAGUGGUAAGAUCUGUUCUAGCCAACUAUCUCACACGGACAUGUAUGGUAAUCUUUUGUGGUUGAAUGGCGGUCUAUCCGUUUGCAAAAAAAAUUGUUGGGAUUAUGAUUUUAGAAAGCAUAAGGAUAUUGCGGCUGAAUACAAGAGCGUUAAAGAAUUACAGAAGCACUAUCAAUCACCCGUGAAACUCGAAGCUGUCAUAAUACCCGAUGUUAACAAGGCCCCCUGGUUGCAACAAAACGAAUGCGUUAUGUACAGCUACUGUACUCAUUAUAAGAAGGGAAAAUACGGAAAAUUGAUAGAUUUUACAGAUUCCCAAAGGAGAAAUUACGAGAAAGUUGUGAAAUUAUGGAACGAGGUUGUAUAG